UCCACAGCCAUUCGGAAAAGAACACGUCAGCAGAAAGGAAAACCAGUUGGUCGCUAUUGCAAAGGUGGAUGAGAAAAUUGCGUGAGACGGAACCAGAAAACCCCGAGUCGGAGGCGAUGAAGAGGUCCAAACCCGCAGAGCGUCCGAGAAGCGCAGUCGAAGCCCAUGAGACGACCUAAAAUAAACACAAGUUAAAGCAAGGAAAAGCGAUGCAAAUCUAAGUGGAAAAGCGCUUUUCACAAUUGACCCAGCACACGCAGCAGUUAUUGAUUUACACCCAAUCAGUUAGCCAUGGCCCCCACAGCGAAUACAGUGCUCAUAGCCGUGCCGCGGACAGCAAUCACAUCGAAUAAUCUGCCCAAACUGCGCCCCGCCCCCUUGACAGCGGCGCUGCUAAAGGCGGCGGCGGCGACCACGCCCUCCGCCUCGCCGACGCCCUCGAGCUCGGGAUACGCAUCCUCAACCAACAUGGAGGACGACAGCCUGGCUGCCUCGCCGCCCAAGGCCAAGAAGCGUCGCCUAGACCAUCUGACCUGGGAGGAGAAAGUGCAGAGAAAGAAGCUAAAGAACCGAGUAGCCGCCCAAACAUCGCGCGACCGCAAGAAGGCACGCAUGGAGGAGAUGGACUACGAGAUCAAGGAACUCACUGACAAGACAGAAAUACUACAGAAUAAAUGCGACAGCCUACAGGCCAUCAACGAGUCGCUGCUGGCCAAGAACCACAAGCUCGACUCGGAGCUGGAGCUCCUGCGCCAGGAACUCGCCGAACUGAGGCAACAACAGCAGCACAACACCAGAAGCAUCAGCCAAUCCAUCGCCAUCGCAGGCGCUGAGGGCUGUGCGUCCACACACCUUGGAUCUGCAGCAUCCAAAGCUGACUCUGCCGCAGGGUAUACAACAGGUGGACACACAGUCGUCAGCGCGUCCGCUGGCGGAGCAGCUGAAGAGCAGCAAGAGCCUGGCCUCACUCUGGAAGGUUGUGGCCCUCUGCCUUCUCUACAAGACCUGCUUGGCGACGACGAAGAGUUCGACGUCAAGCGCCUCGAAGAGUUGGCCGAAAGUCUGCUCGCAGAUAUCACAACAGACCUGGAAACAGGCGCUGGAGCGAGCAGCCCAGCUGCUGCCGAAGAUUCAGGCAACGCAGAGCGACUGCUUGGACCAGUGGUGGGGACCGCAGCAGAGCGCCUGGAAUCCGACGGGCAUAGAGGUGAUGGCCUGAAGGAGGAACAGCAACCGGAGGAGCACGAGCACAACAACAGCAUAAAUGUGCAGAUGUUGGAGAUGAAUGGAAACCCACAGCAGGCGACAGGAGCGCCAGCCUCAACGAUAGCCACAAUCAAAGCCACAGCGGCCGCCUCUCUACUACAGGCCACUCCGGACACAGUGUACGGCAACUACGAUGCCAAGACGAAUUCGAUCACCAUCGUGAUGGACGGCGAUGCGGUGCCGGUGAAUGAGGCCGUUGAGGAGAUCUACUGUGAUGGCGUCACCGCUGGCGACGACGCGACGGACGUGAUCAUGAAGUGUCCGCCGCCAGCGACGUCUCCGUCACAGGUCUACCUCAAUGUGGUGAACGCCACCGACGAUUCGGACGACGAGGACAGCUUCGAUCCCAUCGAGCGGUUCCUCCGUCCGCGCGUCAAGGCGAUCUCCCCGCUGGCCAAAUCACCCGCAUUGUCCCUCCACUCGGCCACCUCGGACCAUGGCUACGAGUCCAUACUGGGCUCACCCAUGUCCUCGGCCUUGACGUUGCCCACGGACGAGGAUGAUUUCUCGUGGGAGAGCAACUUCGACGAGCUGUUCCCCAGUUUGAUUUAAGUUUGAAAACUUAGUUCUGUCUCUCUUGUAUUGUUAAGUUUGGCCGGCCGCCGUUUGUUUAAGUGUCUUAGUUGAUAGGCUGUAAAUACAAUCUUAAUCGAAGGCUUUAUAUAUGAUAUUGUAGUUGAGGCGCUAAGUUUAGCUGUAUGUUUCCAUUUAUGUUUAACAAUCUCUAACCACAUAAGCUUACGUUUACUUGUAUUGUGCUCAAAGAAUUUGCGAAAACAUUCGAGAAAAAAAAAUACUAUAUUCAAAAUAUAAACCAAACCAAACCACAA
Messenger RNA from Drosophila subpulchrella, 2096 nucleotides. RefSeq lists its product as uncharacterized. Gene Ontology annotation, molecular function: DNA-binding transcription factor activity, RNA polymerase II-specific; RNA polymerase II transcription regulatory region sequence-specific DNA binding. Lineage: Eukaryota; Metazoa; Arthropoda; Insecta; Diptera; Drosophilidae. The record is from RefSeq and is a predicted model, not a curated record. Gene Ontology annotation, cellular component: nucleus.